AUGCGAGGGACGAAGAAAUACAGGCAUGUCAUUGAGACACCAGAUCCUGGCAGGUGGGAGCUGGCGGGCUACGAGGCCACCUUGCCCAUCAGUGAAAAGUCCAACCCCAUCACACGGGAGCUGGACCGGGCCGACCCAGCACAGAUUGUCCAGCUGCUGAAGGAAUGUGAUGCUGAGAUUUUCCAGGAGGAGGAAGAAGCCUUGCUCAACUACAAGAGGCUGUACAGUGAGUCGGUGCUGAAGACCAUGAUUGAUGUCAUCAGCAAAGUGCAGGAGAUGCUGAAGAACCCAGACAACAGUCUCAUUGUCCUGAGUGGUGGUGGCACAUCCGGCAGACUAGCCUUCCUCGUUGCUAUUUCCUUUAAUAAGCUGCUAAAAGGCCUGGGUCAACUACCCUGUUACACAUACAUCAUUGCUGGAGGAGAUAGAUCCUUGGUGACAUCUCAGGAAGGACUGGAAGACAGUGCUCUGCUGGGGAUUGAGGAGCUGAGGAAGGUCUGUGAUGGGAAAAAGAAAGUGGUUUUCAUUGGCAUCUCCUGUGGCUUAUCUGCUCCGUUUGUGGCAGGGCAACUGGAUUUCUGCAUGAAUAAUCUGGAUAUCUUCCUACCAGUCCUGGUGGGAUUCAACCCUGUCAGCAUGGCCAGGAAUGAUAAGAUCGAGGGCUGGCACUCCACUUUUCGCCAGGUUGCUGAACGAAUGCAGAAGCUUCAGGAAUCACACAAAGCCUUCAUCCUCAACCCUGCUGUGGGGCCUGAAGGCAUCUGUGGCUCUUCACGGAUGAAAGGUGGCAGUGCCACCAAGAUCCUGCUGGAGACACUGCUGCUGGCAGCACACAAGACAGUCUCCAGGGAGACUGAAAUCUCAGAGAAGUGCCUUGUGGAGAUCCUGAGAACAUAUGAACGGGCACACAAAGUCACCUAUGCUCAAAGCAGAAAGAUAGCUGCCCUGCUGAAGCAAGCAGGUACCAGUCUGCAGAAGAAGGCCUGUGUGUACAUGGUGGGCUGGCACACUCUUGGUCUUAUUGCGAUCAUGGAUAGUGUGGAGUGCAUACCAACCUUUGGGGCAGACUCUAAGGAUGUGCAAGGCUUCCUGAUUGGGGAUCACAGUGAGUUCUUUAACAAAGAGACAGACCUAUUAGCACAGAGCCCACAGAUUGCUUUCUCUCAGGAGGACUUUGUGAAGAGCAUUCUGCCCUCCCUGACAGAGCUAGACACAGUUCUCUUCCUCUUCACCCUGGAUGAUGACCUUGCUGAGGUGGAGGAGCUUGUGGUUCAGGUGAAGGAGAAGACAUCAAACAUCCAGGGACUGUCUCAUGCCACAGUUGGGCAGUAUCUGCCGGCCUCCCUCAAGAAGCUGUUCCCUACCAUCAUCAGCAUCAUGUGGCCCAUACUGUUCCUGGAGUAUGAGGGGAAUUUUAUCCAGAAGUUCCAGCGGGAACUCAGCACCAAGUGGAUUCUCAACACAGUCAGCACUGGGGCCCAUGUCCUGAAAGGCAAAAUCCUCCGCAACUGUAUGGUAGACUUGCGAAUCAGCAACUCCAAGCUGUUCUGGAGGGCAGUGUCCAUCCUGCAGCGGUUCACAGGGCACACACAGGCCAGAUGUCUGGAUAGCCUCCUGCAGGUCAUCUAUGACUCUGAGGUGCUGUUAGAUGACCUCCGUGGCAAAGAGAUCUCUACACACAUUGUGGUAGCAACAGAAAAAAACAAGGUUGUCCCCACAGCUCUUCUAUGCUUGUUGAGGAACUGUUCAGUGCAGGAAGCCCGAAUGCGCCUGGACACCUCCCACUCCAUCCGUGCUGCCAUUGAGGCUUCACUGAAUGCCCCAGGGCGCAAACGAGGAACAGAUAAAUAUGAUGCUGCAAGCAGGACCACAUAG
This is a messenger RNA of Rhea pennata, 1875 nucleotides long. RefSeq names its product glucokinase regulator (gene GCKR). The transcript has 19 exons. The coding region runs from base 1 to 1875 and encodes 624 amino acids. Gene Ontology annotation, cellular component: cytosol; nucleoplasm. Lineage: Eukaryota; Metazoa; Chordata; Aves; Rheiformes; Rheidae. The record is from RefSeq and is a predicted model, not a curated record. Gene Ontology annotation, biological process: negative regulation of glucokinase activity; carbohydrate derivative metabolic process; response to fructose. Gene Ontology annotation, molecular function: fructose-6-phosphate binding; enzyme inhibitor activity; carbohydrate binding.